AUGGGAGCCAUUGAAAACUCAGUGCGUUCCAAAAAUGUGCUAAUCGAGGAAUUUCUCGACCGCAUGCUGGCCGAUCCGGGAUCACAACUGCUCGUCUGGUUGACAAUCUUUCACCGACUUGCAGCUGUCGAAAAUGAUGAUGAUGAUGAUUCGGAUGAUGAUUGGGAUGAUGAUGAUGGUGAUGAUGAUGAUGAUGAUGAUGAUCCGGAUGAUCCGGAUGAUGAUGAUUACGAAAUAAUUAUUCUCUCUCAAUUAUGA
Messenger RNA from Echinostoma caproni, 258 nucleotides. Lineage: Eukaryota; Metazoa; Platyhelminthes; Trematoda; Plagiorchiida; Echinostomatidae. The record is from the annotation of a GenBank genome assembly.